AUGGCACCAAAUUCGACCGGACCAUCGGGUGCAAGUUCGAGUGUCAAGUUCAAACACCUCGAUCAAAUUUACAGCUGCCACUUUGUGGGGAAUGUUGAUCAAAAAGACCUCUCUUCGACCGAAAGCAGUUACCAGUCGGAUCUUGAGAGUACCGUAGCCACUCUCUGGUCGUUAGGAGACACAUAUACAAAGCAAAAUAAGAUGAAAUGUCUUUAUCAGUCAUCCAGUGAUUACUGGAAGUACUGCUUCUGUCUCGAUGGUAAUAUUACACAGUUUAGAGGAUUCAAGAAACUUUUCGGCGCAUCCACUGAUACAUCUUUGAUAGACCCGGAGAAACCCUUUUUUUCUUUGGGAAGUUUCGAGAACGCAAACAAGAAGGAUUAUACAAAUUUCAAUUUAGUUUCGAAUUAUGAUGGUCCAAUCUAUCUCGAGCAAACUAUCGGCGGAGGAGAUAUUUGUGACAAGACAGGUAAACAAAGACUUUCCACCAUCCGAUAUCGCUGCGAUGAGACCUACUCAGGAGCAAAGUUACUAUCGGUCAGAGAAAUCAAAACUUGCCGCUACGAGGUUCAGGUUUACCUUCCAGAAAUCUGUAGUUCACCAUUGUUCAAAAGCCGACCUUCGAAACGAGAGCAAGUCAUUUGUGAAGCUCAGUAUACUGCUGCAUCUUUGAAGCCAGAGAACAUUUUGGACAUCAAGUCUGUUAACCUUAUUCCUCUUGGAUACAGCAUUUUCCUGGGAUUAGACGAAACAAACCCGGAUCGACCUAAUGUCUUAGUAACAAACAAACGAGUUCCUGAUAUCAGUACCUCGGAUAUUGUUCACGAGUUACUUGGCGACGCAGCAAAUGCAUUUGCAAACCUAAUUUCAAAAUCCUUGAUAUUUCAUCCCCACCAAACCGAGCCUGGAAGAUAUGUAUCUGGCAAAGACUCUUUUACUUACACCACGUCAGUUUUCGGCGUAGGUGGAAUACAUCUGUUCGAUAUGAUGAUACUACAGGACGAUAGAGGCAAAAUUGUCGCUCAGUUAAUUUCGGACGGCGCAACACCCAAAAACUUUAUCGAAUUCAAUGGUGUUGAACUAUAA
Molecule: messenger RNA, 1086 nt
Organism: Ogataea haglerorum
Lineage: Eukaryota; Fungi; Ascomycota; Pichiomycetes; Pichiales; Pichiaceae
Exons: 1
Coding region: 1-1086 (361 amino acids)
Biological process (GO): endoplasmic reticulum unfolded protein response; retrograde protein transport, ER to cytosol
Cellular component (GO): endoplasmic reticulum lumen
Source: RefSeq, a predicted model, not a curated record